AUGCAUAAAAAGUGUGGCUUUGACAAUUUAACUUCCAAGAGAACCCCACUGCCAGAUGCAGGCAUCCUAGGUAUUAAGGGGAGACCCUGGCCUGUUGCGGUCCUGAAGGGCUGUUUUGCCGUGGGAGCGUCCCUGUGUAGGCCGUGCGCCCGGCGCCUCUGGUGCGAGGGCUGUUUUCGCUUUGGACACGAGCCACGUCUUCCUGGGGUGUCCGGGCCUCUGCCACCUUCGCGGGGGCUGUGCUUGGAGUCAGGGGCUCUGCCGGUGCAGGACGUGAGGCGCGACCUCCUCUCUGCUCGGCGGCUCUUGCCACCCUGCCCGGGGUGGGGUCUGCCCCCCGGCCGCGGCGGCUGCAGGCCUGAGGGUGGGCUCAGUCGGGCCCCGCUCCCCUUCGGUGCGCCCCCUGCCCCAGAGCGGGGCUCGCCGCGGCAGUGCGCGCUGCUGCGCCGCCCGGGCGCCCGGCUGCCUCUGCGCCGGCAGCCGCGGGGCGUUCCGAGGGCCCGGCUGGCCGAGCUGGGGUGUGCAGCGCCGCGGGCCGCGGGGCCGGAGCCGUCGGGAGUGAGGGCGGCGGGGAGGCGGCAGCUGCGGGCGCGAAGCUCCCUCGGCCCCGGCGUGCGCAGGCCCGCGCGCGGCGCUCCUCGGGGGUGCAGUCAGGCGUCCCCGCCCCGCUGUCCGUGCCUGCGGUUCCCCCAGCAGCCGAGGGGCCUGUCUCCUCUGCGGAGGACCCCAGGACCCCAGCCUGGGGCUUGCCCCGCUCGCCCCCCCGGGCCAGGGGCCCCGGUGCGAACCUUCUCUGCAUGCCUCGCCCUCCCGGGGCGGAGGUGCCGACCUUACGCCUGUCCUCGGUCCCGCUCAGCUGUGUGGACGUCCUCCCUGCAGCUCUGGUUGUACACGAGUUCCUCUUCCAGUUUCCAGCCAUACCUUCAGAGCAUCAUUUUCCUUUUUGUUAUAAGGUGUCUGGAAAUGUAUGGAAAAGAAACAAUGAGGAAAGAUCCAGUUUUCAGAAUCUCUCCAAGAAGAAGCGAAAAUUAUCCAAAUCCAGAAGAGCCAGAAGAAGAAGAUGAAGAUGUGCAAACUGAACGAGUGAAAACUGCAAGUGCACUCACUACUUCCAGCUUGCAUGAGAAACCAGUAAUAAUGGCAAGCUGUUUACACAAGGAAUAUAAAGAGAAAAAGAAAAGUUGCUUUUCAACAAGAAAGAAGAAAAGAGCCAUUUGGAAUGUUUCCUUCUGUGUUGACAAAGGUGAAGCGUUGGGCUUGCUGGGACACAAUGGAGCUGGGAAAAGUACAUCUAUUAAAAUGAUAACUGGAGACACAAAGCCAACCGCGGGAGUGGUGGUUUUAAAUGGCAGCAGAACACCUCGGAAGCAACAGGAAGAUGAUGUCGUCAGGUGUUUGGGGUACUGUCCCCAGGAGAACUCCUUGUGGCCCCACCUUAUGGUCAAAGAACACCGGGAGUUGUAUUCGGCAGUGAAAGGACUGGGAGAGGAUGCUGCUCUUAGUAUUUCAAGGUUGGUGGACGCACUGAAGCUGCAGGGCUAGCUGAAGCUCCCCGCAAGCCUUUCCGAGGGAGUGAAGAGAAAGCUGUGCUUCGCGCAGAGUGUCCUGGGGAGCCCAGCGGUGGUGCUUCAGGACGAGCCAUCCACAGGGAAGGACCCCGAGGGGCAGCUGCACGUGUGGCUGGCAAUUCGAGCCAUUGUUAAAAACACCGAGAGGGGGACCCUCCUGACCACCCACUACACGGCCGAGGCCGCGGCCGUGUGUGACUGCGUGGCCGUCUUGGUAUCCGGAGGGCUGAGUUGUAUUAGUUCCAUUCAACAUCUGAAAAGCAAGUUUGGUAAAGAUUAUUUACUAGAAGUAAAAGUAAAGGAACUCACCCAGCUCUCUCCUCCUCCCAGGUAUUCCUCCGUGAUGGCAUAUAAAUUACCUGUGGAGACUAUUCACCCUCUAUCUCAGGCCUUUUCCCAAUUAGAGGCAGUGAAACGGACCUUUGACCUGGAAGAAUACAGCCUCUCUCAGGCUACUUUGGAACAGGUGUUCUUAGAACUCUCCAAAGAGCAAUAGCUGGGAAGUUUUGAUGAUGAAGUUGACACAAGAGUUAGAUGGAAACUCCUCCUGCAGGAAGAGCCUUAAGACCCUGAGUCUCCUAAUACUAGAUUUUAGGU
This is a messenger RNA of Eubalaena glacialis (North Atlantic right whale), 2165 nucleotides long. RefSeq names its product ATP-binding cassette sub-family A member 10-like. Lineage: Eukaryota; Metazoa; Chordata; Mammalia; Artiodactyla; Balaenidae. The record is from RefSeq and is a predicted model, not a curated record. Gene Ontology annotation, biological process: lipid transport; transmembrane transport. Gene Ontology annotation, cellular component: membrane; intracellular membrane-bounded organelle. Gene Ontology annotation, molecular function: ABC-type transporter activity; ATP binding; ATP hydrolysis activity.